This is a messenger RNA of Plasmodium gonderi, 1119 nucleotides long. RefSeq names its product beta-ketoacyl-acyl carrier protein synthase III precursor. The transcript is spliced from 8 exons. The coding region runs from base 1 to 1119 and encodes 372 amino acids. NCBI's taxonomy places the organism in Eukaryota, Apicomplexa, Aconoidasida, Haemosporida, Plasmodiidae. Gene Ontology annotation, biological process: fatty acid biosynthetic process. The record is from RefSeq and is a predicted model, not a curated record. Gene Ontology annotation, molecular function: beta-ketoacyl-acyl-carrier-protein synthase III activity; 3-oxoacyl-[acyl-carrier-protein] synthase activity.
AUGUUUCUCUACAUUCCUAUAUUCCUCUUUACUUAUUAUACAUCCGUACUCUUAACACUAGAAACGAACAAGAAUCGUAAAUACAACUUCAUAAACAACUCCUCUAAUACAAAGCACACAACUAAAGUGCGUGCCACGGGAAGGAGAACUGGAGGUAAAAUUAUAGGACAUGGCCAUUCUUAUCCUUCAAACGAGAUUCACAAUGAUGAGUUAAAAAAAUUUGUUGAUACAAAUGACGAAUGGAUUAAAACCAGAACUGGAAUUAAGAAAAGAAGAAUUCUAAAACGAAAUGAAAAUAUAUCAAUGUUACAAAUAGAAAGCGCCACCCAAGCUCUUAAAAGUUGUUCGAUGGACCCGUUAAACAUAGACAUGAUUAUCAAUGCAUCUUCCACACCACAGAAUUUAUUUGGUGAUGCAAGCAACAUUAGUAAGAACCUUGGGUGUAAAUAUAGUGUUAACAUGGACUUAACAGCUGCAUGCACAGGAUUUGUUUUUGCCUUUGCUACAGCGUAUAACUUUUUACCGAAAUACAGGAAUAUUCUCAUUGUGGGUAGCGAUGCGUUAAGCAAUUUUGUCGAUUGGAGGGAUCGAAACACUUGUAUUUUAUUUGGAGAUGCCGCAGGAGCCGUAAUAUUACAAAGGACAGAACCAAAUGAAGAAAAUAAAAUAUUUGAUUAUUACCUUGGGUCCAAUAGUGAAUUAAACGAUUUGUUAACAAUAAAUUUCGAAUGCGAUAAAUACAAUUUAGAAAACCCGAACACAAACAAAUAUGGAAAAUUGAAUAUGAAUGGGAAAGAAGUGUUUAAAUACACCAUAAGUAAUUUACCAAAAAUUUUACAAAAUGCCACACAAGAUGCUAAUAUAAAAAUUGAAGAUAUUGAUUACUUUAUAUUUCAUCAAGCUAAUAUAAGAAUUAUAGAAACUGUUGCAAAAUAUUUGGAUAUACCCUUAUCAAAGGUUUUGGUUAAUCUGGAUGAAUAUGCAAACACAUCUGCAGCUUCCAUCCCCUUAUGCUUAUCGGAAAAUAUAUAUAAAGGUAAAAUCAAAAGGGGUGACGUCAUAUGUAUGUGUGGUUUUGGAGCAGGGAUGUCAUACGGAUGCAUCAUUUUUAAAUAUUAA